CUGGGGGAGUCUUCUAGCUGACCGAUAAUCCCUGGUUUGUUUUGGUUCGUCAGCUGGUGCGUGGAAGGGGCCGCGAUCCUCAGAGUGUCCACAAAAUGUACGAUGUUUGUCAUCCGAGUUACUAUAAGAUUUGCGAGCUGGGCUGCAAAGACGAUGUGAAAAUCACGACAGCAUUCCAUGUGUAUAUUGAGUUGUGCGAAGAGCGAAAGCUUUGGGACGUCGAAUAUAAGUAUGAACCAUCACUGGACUUGAUUUAUCUUGAGGCAAAAAAAACCAAAGAUUCUGAAACGGACAUCUACAUACCAUGGUCUGUUAAAUGUACCAUAAAACUUCAGGACAUAGAGAAUAUCCAGAAAACACUGGCCAUUGGACGCUUCACUUUAGCUUCAAAGAGCGGUGAUGGGAUGAGUAUGUUCCACACAGUAAACUCAGGAUUAACUAAACCCCUGGCGCCGCACGAGGAUAAUCAAAUUCGGACAUUACGCCGUAAGAAGAUAGAGCUGAGUCGAGAAUUACGUAAAAAUAGUAGGAAUUUGUAUGACAUGGCGAAAUGGAAAGCCGGAGAAGCACCGGUCUCUGGAGUAAGUGACUAAAUCUCUACUGGACAAAAUACCAAAAAAUAAAGAAUACUUCUAUAUUGCACAAAUGCAACAAUAAA
This is a messenger RNA of Diachasmimorpha longicaudata, 658 nucleotides long. RefSeq lists its product as uncharacterized. Gene Ontology annotation, molecular function: nucleic acid binding. The record is from RefSeq and is a predicted model, not a curated record. Gene Ontology annotation, biological process: tRNA splicing, via endonucleolytic cleavage and ligation. Lineage: Eukaryota; Metazoa; Arthropoda; Insecta; Hymenoptera; Braconidae. The transcript has 4 exons. Bases 96 to 593 code for a protein of 165 amino acids.